Messenger RNA from Drosophila serrata, 5635 nucleotides. RefSeq names its product zinc-RING finger and ankyrin repeat domain-containing protein rolling pebbles (gene rols). Gene Ontology annotation, molecular function: protein binding. The record is from RefSeq and is a predicted model, not a curated record. Lineage: Eukaryota; Metazoa; Arthropoda; Insecta; Diptera; Drosophilidae.
UCAAAGCUCGCGCAAGCGUAGCGCACGCUAAAUCGUACAAGUUGCAUCGCUUGGUGAAAAAGGCAUAGCGAGUCGCGAUCACACGGCCGGCAUUUUCCUUCUUAUACGCCACUUUGGAUACGGUUUCGAUUUGCAAAAGAAAAUCUCCAAAAGCCGGCUCUGUAGAUGUAUUUCGAAAACGAAUUUAACGAAAAAAGCAAGGAAAAAAUGCCAGAAAAAAUGCCCGAAAAAGUACGUGUUGCAAAAAGUGUAAAAUAAAGGGAGGGCAGAGAACGAACGAAGCGCAGGAGGAGGAGAAGGAGGAGGAGGAGGAGCAACAGCAGCGACUUGAAAGGAUUCGCAGCUGGAACUGCAUCCAUCCAGAUACGUAUCCCAGAUUCACAUACACAUAUAUACAUAUAUGAGGCAGCCAGCGGACCACAAAAGAUACAUGCCAUGUUCCCACUAAGCAACCGCUCUUCGAGUGGCAACCGCACCAACAAUAACAACAAUCUGUGUAGCAACCAGACCACGAGCUUUAUAAUCGGAGCUACCAGCAACAUUAACCACAACAACAAUAAGAACAGCAACAACAACCAGAUCGGAGGCACCACCAACACUGGCAAGGAUAAAGGAAAUUUUGAAAAUAAUUGGAGCUGCAAUAAAACAACCGGUCGUCGAUCUGGCAGCGGUAAUAGCUGCAGUUUUUUAGAUCUCCAGUCCAUUCGUCGUCUCCUGGAGCACGAUGCCAGCGGAUCCGUGUGUCCCUCCUGUCGCAUUUCCUUCGACAAGGGCAAGAGACGGAAACUGAUCGACACCUGCGGCCACGAGCGUUGUUAUUCCUGUAUGUUCCGCAACGAUCAGUGUCCCAUGUGCAUAAACAGUUCCCUGAAAGAUGUUGAUGGCGCCAACGCUCAGGGCUAUGACACCGGGAUCGGUGGAUCCACCUCGACAAUUGUGAGUCCGCUGGGAUCACCGCAGCCGCAGCUCAGGUCGCAUGCGCAGCGGAACGCGGCUCUGGCGCGCUACAUGCAGCAGCAUCGGCAGGAAUCAGAGUCGCCGGAUUACCACCACCGCUAUGCAAGCAAUGGAAAAUUGCCCCGGGCCGUGGCCUCUGCGAAUGGCAUUGGCACCACACAAACCGUCACCGUCGAUGUGCACCACCAGCACCACAACGGAGGAGGAGCAGGAGGAGGAUUAGGAGGAGGAACCGCUGCCUCAGCCGCCGCCAAGCAGUUCAUGGCCAACAAUGCCAUCGGACACAUUGGCCACAGUCGCAGCAGCAGCCUGAGCCACAACAUCCAUGGUGUCUACAGUGAACUGAGUGCGGCACCACCGGCCUUUGCCACACCACCGACGCGCAGGCGUUUCUUCAACCACAAGAAUCUGCGCAGCGCCCUCAUCGGUGGAGGAGGAGGAGGCAGCGGUGGGAGCACAGCUGGCGGAGUAGGCGGCGGCCAUCGACGCACUGCCUCCAAUGGGGGCUGUCCCACUGACACGGCCUCGAUCCUCUCGGGAGAUCAUCCUCAUCAGCACAAUCACGAACACGAUCAUCAGGCUACAGGCAAGGAGACCAAUGCACUGAAUACGUCGACCUGCUCGGAUUCGGCGGUGACCAGGAGGCGACGCAAGAAUGUGAGCAACCACAACCUGAAGACCUCCGCCCGGGAUGGAGCGGGAAGCGAGAACCGCCUGAAUAGGCUCAGCCUGGCAGGCACCUCCGUCUAUGCUGGACAUCUUUCCUCAUUGGUCUUUGGCAAGAUCAAGUCCUUGUGGAGUGUCAAUUCGUCCAACUCCAGUGAGACGGGACUGAACCAACUAGCAGGUAGUGACGCCCUCGAUCAUCACUCAUCCCUGUUGCUGAACGAGAAACUGCAAAAGGAUCAGCUCCAUGCCCGACUAGGUCUGCUGUUGAACGAUCCCGGUAGCAAUGGGAACAGCAGCAGCAGUGGCAGCGGAUGCGAUCCCAUCUCCGCCCACUCCACCACCAGCACCACCAGCAGCAGUGGAGUGGGAGCGGCCAGCACCACCACCAGUGGCAGCUCAUCGCAAAACGUCAGUCCAGAGCAGACACUGGCCAGCGGUGGCGGAUUGCUCAGCGGCAGCCAACUCUCGGUGGCCACCAGUCAUGGCAUCAAGGAGGAUGCCCUGAGCCUGUGUGGCAAGUUUAAAACCGGCGGCUCCAUGCUCCAUGUGUACGAGGCGCUGCCGGGCAAGAGUCGAAAGGGAAACGCCAGGAGAUCAACCCGUGGACAGCAGGGAUCCAGCUCCAACUCAUCGGCGGCUGCGUCAGGUGCCUCGAGAGUAGCAGCCUCCACGCUAGCAGCUGUACAACUGGCUCUCAAGCCCCUCUUCUUCGAGGUACCCCUCCAGGAGCCCGAUCCUCCAUAUGUGGGUCGCCAGUGGCUGGUGAAGCAGCUGUCCAACAUCCUCCUCGGAACCGAGACGCGUGUGGUGCUGAUCAAUGGACAACCCGGCACCGGAAAGACCGCCUUUUGCCUGCAGCUGGUGGAGUACUCCUGUUUCGGACGACGACAGAUGCAGGAGGAUCCGGAUGGGAUCUACAGCCAGCUGCAGUUGGGCGCCCACUGUGAACGGAUGCGUGGCCUGGCCUCCCACAUGGUCGGCUACCAUUUCUGUCAGGCGGAUGCCAAUCUGACCUGCCAGGUGCCGGAUUUUGUCCACUCACUGGCCGCCCAGCUCUGCCAGGCCCCGCAGCUGACCGCCUACAGGGACUACCUCCUGUCGGAGCCACAUCUGCAGGACAUCCUCAGUGUGCGCGAAUGCAUUGCGGAUGCAGAGCGAGUAAUGAAGCUGGCUAUACUGGAACCGCUGGCCCAGCUGCAUCGAGCCGGCAAGAUACCUGCCAAAGUGGCCGUCAUCCUGGUGGAUGCCCUGUGCGAGGCGGAAUAUCACCGUCCCGAUCAUGGGCACACCAUCGCAAGCUUCCUGGCCCAGCUUACACCACACUUUCCCGCCUGGCUGAAGCUGGUGGCCACCGUGCGGACCCAGAUGCUGGAGCUGGUCAAGGCGCCCAGCUACACGCAGGUCACACUGGACAGCUGGGCCAGCAGCCAGGCCCUGCAGCAGGACAUGCUGGACUAUAUUGGAGCCCGCCUGGCGGAUAGUCCCGAAAUCAGGAUGAAUAUUGGCGGCGGCGGUCAAAACUCACAGGCGGGCAGCCAGCCACAGGCGAAAUUCGUGUCCCAUCUGCAGUCGCUGAGCAGGGGCUCCAUGCUGUACACCAAGCUCAUCUUGGAUCUCAUUGGUCGUGGCCAGCUGGUGAUCAAAUCCUCAAGCUACAAGGUUCUACCCGUGUCGCUGGCUCAGAUCUUCCUGCUGCACUUCAAUCUGCGCUUCCCGACAGCGCGCAGCUUCGAGCAGGCUGCUCCGAUCCUGAAUGUCUGCCUGGCAGCCCUGUAUCCGCUGACGCUGGACGAGAUCUACUACAGCAUGGAGGCACUGGGCCAUGGCCGGGAGGCACUGAGUUGGCCGGACUUUAUGCAGCGUUUCAAGCUGCUGGACGGAUUCCUGAUCAAAAGGUUGGACAACACUUACAUGUUCUUCCACAGCUCGCUGAGGGAGUGGCUGAUGCGACGGGAUGAAGGCGAGUCCAGCAAGUUCCUGUGCGACGCUCGACUGGGUCAUGCAGCCAUCGCCUUCCGGCUGUCCCGACUGCAGGCUCCGCUUUCGCCGCAGCUUACUCUGGAACUGGGUCAUCACAUGCUGAAGGCUCAUCUCUACGGCGGAAUCACUCAGGCACUCCUCUCGCCCAGGGAUCUGCAAUCCUAUUGGCUGGCAGGAGCAGCGGACAACAUCUCCUCCUCGCUGGGCGCCUUGCGAAACGUCUACAGUCCGAAUCUGAAGGUGUCACGACUGGUUCUACUGGCUGGAGCCUCUCCAAAUCAUCGCACGGAUUACAUGGGUGGAGCACCCAUCCUUUGCAUUGCGGCUCAUGAGGGAAUCCUGCCCAUGGUGAGCCUCCUUCUGGAGUUUGGCGCCGAUGUGGGCUUGACGAAUAGCCAGGGAUGCACUCCCCUGAUCCUGGCCGCCAUGCGUGGCCACUGCGAUGUGGUCCGUCCACUGGUGGCCGCCGGCAGCAGUCUCGGUCAGCUGGACAUCACUCAGCGCUGUGCAUUGGUCCAUGCUGCUCGCAUGGGUCAUCUGAGCGUGGUCAAGUAUCUACUGGCCUGCGACUGGACGCCGAGGCCGCAUUCCCAGGACGUGACCCGAUCGAUGGCGCUGCAGCAGGCUUUGAUUGGAGCUGCCGCGCAGGCGCACUGCAAAAUCCUCGAGGAUCUACUGGAUCUCAACGAGACCGAGUUCGAUCUGGAUGUCAAUGGAAUGGAGCCGAGCAGCGGGGAACUGGCUCUGACCGCCGCCGCUCGUCAUGGCUGCGUCGAUGUGGUGGGCAUCCUGCUUUCCCGCGGUGCUCAGAUCGAUGCCAGGAACCGGCAGGGAUACACUGCUCUCUGGCUGGCCGUCAAGGAGGGUCACUGGAGCGUGGUGGAGCAGCUGCUACAGCGUGGUGCACUGCUAGAUGAGCCGUUGGGACAGACGCGGAAGACGCCGCUGAUGAUUGCCGCGGAGGAGGGUCAUCUGGAGCUAAUGGAACUGCUCCUGGCCCGGGGCUCUGCCUUGGAAGCACAGGAUCAUGAAGGAUUCACGGCACUCAGCUGGGCCUGCCUUCGUGGGCAUUUGGCGGCGGCGAAGACUCUCAUCGAGCAUGGCUGCAAUCGCCACCACGAGGAUCACAAUGGACGCACAGCUCUGGACCUGGCCGCAUAUCAGGGAGCUGCCAGUCUGGUCCUGUAUCUCCUGGACCAGGGCGGCAAUCUGGAGCACAUCGAUGUGCAUGGAAUGCGGCCGCUGGACCGUGCUAUUGCCUGCCGGAACAUCCAGGCUGUCCAGGUUUUUCUGCGGAAGGGCGCCAAACUGGGUCCCACCACCUGGAGCAUGGCCAUGGGCAAGCCGGAGAUACUGGUGGUGCUGCUCAACAAGUUGCUGGAGGACGGUAACGUCCUGUACCGGAAGAACCGCUUUCAGGAGGCCGCGCAUCGGUACCAGUACGCCCUGCGGAAGAUCUCUGGACUGGAACAGCUGCUCGAGAGGAAUGCGAUCUUUGCCCAGCUCCGGACCAAUCUCCUGCUGAAUCUGUCGCGCUGCAAGCGAAAAUUGAAUGAACUUGACGCCUCCAUAGAUUUGGCCACGCAGGCAAUUGCUCAGAAGCCUCAUAGCUACGAGGGUUACUACGCCCGGGCGAAGGCGCGCAUGGAGCUGGGAGCUCUCAAUGAGGCGCUGGUGGACGCCAACGAGGCCAUGCAGCAGGCGGCCCAGAGCGGCGUCCUAUGCGAGGUGGUCGAGGUGCUGAAACGCAUCCAGACCGAGCUGCUCACCCGGAUAACCAUCAGCAGUGAGGAUCAGUCCGGCAGGAGCGGGGUAUCCUCCUCCUCCGCUGCAUACGAAUCUCACCACGAGAUCACCGAUUUGUAAAUGUCAGUUGUUGUUGUGAAAUGUUGUACUCAUCGUAUCCCAUUCGAAUUCUAUUCUAUGCUAUCCUUAGGGCUACCCUAGACCUUACUUCUUAUAUGCUAUUUAUUGCCUUCAAUGUUUUUUUUGUAAGUUAAAUAUGCUGAAGAUUAUUUUGUAGUAUUUU